Messenger RNA from Anolis carolinensis (green anole), 10029 nucleotides. Its product is annotated as chromatin remodeling regulator CECR2. The transcript is spliced from 19 exons. Bases 394 to 4848 code for a protein of 1484 amino acids. The record is from RefSeq and is a predicted model, not a curated record. Gene Ontology annotation, cellular component: CERF complex. Gene Ontology annotation, molecular function: protein binding. Gene Ontology annotation, biological process: single fertilization; chromatin remodeling. NCBI's taxonomy places the organism in Eukaryota, Metazoa, Chordata, Lepidosauria, Squamata, Anolidae.
UUGCCUUUCCCUCCUUCCUUUGAGGGCUUUAAAAAAAAAAAAAGUUCGCCGCUUAGGCUCCGCCCCCUUCCCAGGCUAAGAGAAGCCAGAGUUUGAUCUGAGAACAUCGGCUCGGAGGGGAAGCCACGCCCCCUUUGCCCUCGCGCCUUGUGUGUGUGUGUGUGUCUCUCUCUCUCUCAUUCUCCUCAGCGCCCCGCGCCCCUCCCCCCUCAGGCCGGAGCCCAUCUGUUUCUGCGGCGGAGGGUCUGUCUGUCGAAGGAGGCAUUGUCGGGCGGGAGAUGGGUCCGCGCCUGAGGAGAAGCCCCAUGAGGAGGAGCCGGCGCGGAGGAGGCGGCAGCUGAGGGGAAAAGGCCGGAGAGAAAGCGGGUAAAGAAGAGGGGCUCCCGCGCGGCGAUGUGCCCCGAAGAGGACGGGGGGUGCGGAGGAGCCUCGGCGGCGGCGGCGGUGGUGAUCUCUACCUCUUCGGCCGGGAGUGGAGGCCCUGAGGGGACACUGACGGCAACGGGUCUCCUGAGCGAGCUGCGCUCCUGGUGGGAAGUGCCGGCCAUCGCUCACUUCUGCUCCCUCUUCAGGACCGCCUUCCGGCUCCCCGACUUCGAGAUCGAGGAACUUGAAGCAGCUCUUUACAGUGAUGAUGUGGAGUUCAUCAGUGAUCUCAUUGCCUGUCUUCUUCAGGGUUGUUAUCAACGCAGUGACAUUACAUCUCAGACAUUUCAUGGCUACCUUGAAGAUAUCAUCAACUAUCGCUGGGAAUUGGAAGAAGGCAAGCCCAAUCCCCUACGAGAAACUGCUUUCCAGGAACUUCCAUUACGCACCCGCGUGGAGAUACUGCAUCGCCUUUGUGAUUACCGGCUAGAUGCUGAUGAUGUGUUUGACCUACUCAAGGGUCUAGAUGCAGAUAGCCUCCGGGUGGAACCGUUGGGUGAGGAUAGCAAUGGUGCCCUCUACUGGUAUUUUUAUGGCACUCGAAUGUACAAAGAGGAACCAGUGAAAUCAAAUGGAGAGCUAUCUUCAAACAGGGGAUGCGAGGCACAGACUGACACUCCAAUGGUUCCAGAAAAAAUAGUGAAAAGACGAGGCCGACCUCCAAAACGGAAAAAAUUGCUAGAGGAGAAUAUAUUGAGGGAGAAGACAGAAGAAAAUGUACCUGUGCAUGAUUCACAACUGAGAAAUGGUUCUAAAGGACCAGGUCAUGGAACAUGGUGGCUGCUAUGUCAAACAGAAGAAGAAUGGAGACAAGUCACAGAGAGCUUCAGAGAAAGAACAUCUUUAAGAGAGAGACAGCUCUACAAACUUCUGAGUGAAGACUUUUUGCCAGAGAUCUGCAACAUGAUUGCACAAAAGGAGAAACGACUUCAACAAAUGGAAUAUUCUCCCAGAUGGAUGUCUGACCAUCAGCAUAUCAAACCAGUUCGACAGGAGGUAACCCCAAUGAUGUUUGGCAGAACAGAGAAGCAGAAACGAAAAGAAGAAGAGGAGGAGCGUCAGAUCCUCCUGGCAGUUCAGAAAAGGGAACAGGAACAAAUGUUAAAAGAAGAGAGGAGACGAGAAAUGGAAGAGAAAGUCAAAGCUGUAGAAGAACGAGCCAAAAGAAGGAAGCUCAGAGAAGAACGGGCAUGGUUGCUAGCCCAGGGAAAAGAGCUUCCCCCUGAACUUUCUCACCUGGAUCCCAGCUCACCCACUAGGGAUGAAAGGAAGACCAAAGACCUUUUUGAAUUGGAUGAUGAGUUCACUGCCAUGUACAAAGUUCUCGAUGUGGUGAAAGCCCACAAGGACUCCUGGCCAUUCUUGGAGCCUGUUGAUGAAUCUUAUGCUCCAAAUUAUUACCAGAUCAUUAAGGCUCCCAUGGAUAUCUGUAGCAUGGAGAAGAAGCUAAAUGCAGGUCAAUACUACACUAAGGAAGAAUUUAUGGGUGACAUGAAGAUCAUGUUCAGGAACUGCCUUAAAUAUAACGGUGAAAACAGUGAAUAUACUAAAAUGGCUUAUAACUUAGAAAGAUGCUUCCACCGGGCAAUGAUGAAGCAUUUCCCUGGAGAAGAUGGUGACACAGAUGAUGAGUUCUGGAUUAGAGAGGAUGGGAAGCGUGAGAAAAGAAGCCGUCGGACUAUACGUUCUAGUACAGGAAAUGUAUGGACUCGAUCAAGGGAGUCUGAAGGGUCCGGCAAGAAACAACAGCAUAUACAAAAUGGAGGAAAACUUCCACCUCACAAGGCAAAACAUAGAGUUUCUGCUUCUUCCUCUCCUCCUUUCCUCUUGUUUACAGAGGAUCCAAGUAGCAGCUCAAGUCAGCCUUCUGGAGAGGCGGUGUCUCCCAAUGGCCGAGGCUUCUUGCGUUCACACCACUAUGGUGGAAUGCCCAGUCGCAUAUCCCAUCCAGGACAGGUGAGGGCAGCAGUACCAGGAACGUUUAGUGUUCUGCGUGUAUCAAAUUCAACAAAACCAUAUGGAUCACCUCGAGUACCAGAACCACAUCCUGGUGACCCAGGUCAUCAGCAACAGCACUUUGCUAUACAGCCUACAGGUGGAUUGAAUGAUCCCAGAGGACAUCAGCUUACUGUUUCAGAGAAACAAGUAUGUGCUGGACCAAUGCACAUCUCCACAAUAGGACCACCUGGAUCCCUGCAGUUUGGUCGAAUGAAUGGUCCCCCCUCAGAGGCCAGUAUGUACUCACCUUCUCAGUUCCAGCAAGGAUUUAUUUCUCCAAGGCACAAUGGACCCCCUCUGAGACAACCAGAGACCUCAGAACCUCACCCUGGCCAUAUGUAUAGACCUUAUAAAUACUUUAACCACACACAUCCUGCUGUGUGGAAUGGAAGCCAUGAUGCAGCAAAUCAGAUGGCCCUAGGCAUAGAUAAGAAAUCUGCAAUGGGUCCAUGCUCCCCUCUGCCACCUCAUGCUUUGAGCCACAUGAUGGAACCUCGAGCAUUGAGACCACCUUUGCCAUCUAAUCAGUGGACUGAGCAAGCCAAUUUCCUACCUCAUGGAGCUCCACCUUCAGGAUAUAUUAGACAACCAGGAAAAAGCCCUGGUCAGCGAAUGCAACAGCAGCUGCCACCUUCUUUAUUUGGGCCUGCACCUCAAAUGCAGAGAGGGGCUCAGGGUGGGGAUUCCAUGAUGGACAGUCCAGAAAUGAUUGCCAUGCAGCAGCUGUCGUCCCGGGUAUGCCCACCUGGUGUGCCUUAUCAUCCUCGUCAGCCUCCUCCUCCACACUUACCAGGACCAUUUCCACAACUGGCCCAUGUGGCCACUACAAAUGUUCAACAUCCAAAACCAAUUCUAGGGAAUGGGAAUUCUCAGGAUACCACUCAGACAGCAGAGCCAGAAGACAAUGGAGUGGAACCUCCACCAGGAGUGGAAAAGAAAACUCAAUGUAUUGGCCUUUCUGAAGGAACUUACCCCAAGCUACUACCUCAUUCCAAGCCACUUUUGCAAAUGAAUUAUUCCAGGCAGAACUUGAAACAGGAAGGGGAGGGAGACGAUUCUGAAACUAAAAACGAUCCAAAAGCAACACAGAGCAAGAGCAUGUGGCCGUCAGAAAGUAGCUAUACAAGUGCACUAGCCCAGGGGUGUGUGCGGGAUGUUGUAACAGCAACAGAAAGAGGACCUGUGCCUGAAAAUGGAGCUGUCAGUGAAGGGCCAUCCAGUGGUGCAGAAGGGAAAACAGUGGCUACGAAUAUAAUGGAUAACCCCCGUUGCACUAUGGGGAAAAAUCAUUUGGAAACAACUGUGCCUUGCAUGGGACAGGGCACCAGUGUACCUGUUGGUAUAGAUGGAAGUCCAGUGGGAGGCAGUUCUGGUCAGUUUGCCCCAUUCUAUAUGCCCAAUGUGGAGUAUCCAAAUUCAGCCACGCAUUACCACAUCAAUCCAGGAUUGCAGGGAUUCCGUCCUAUGGUGGGAGGGAAGUCCACUCCAAUGUCCCAUUCACAGCAUUUUUCUGCCCGGGGCCUUCAGCCCAAUAAUAACAACCAUGGUGUUUUUCCGCGUUACCGUCCCCACCAGGGAAUGCCAUACCCUUACCAGACACAACCUUCUCCUUCGUAUCACCACUACCAACAGCCUCCUUACUAUACUUGUCCCCAAGGUUAUUCAGAAUGGCAAAGGCCAUUUCCACCCCAGUCAAAUCCUGCUGGACAUCCACAUACACAGUCACCUCUGGCCAGGCCUCCUUUCUCAGACAGAGGGACCACGGACAUGCAGGGUUGUGAAGUACUUAGUACAGCUUUGGCUUCCCCAAACCUAAUAGACACGACAGCCACCAAAGACAUUCCAAACAGUGAGCAAGAGCUGCCAUCGGAGGCUGAGAAACCAGAGGAGUCUCAAGAAAGGCCUGAGAGUCCUAAAGAAUUCCUUGAUUUGGACAACCAUAAUGCAGCCACCAAGAGACAGAGAUCAGUUGCAACAGGAGAGUACUUGUAUGGUUCUCCCCCACCACCCAUAAACUCUUCAGGGCUUGGAUUUGGCCCAUCUGCUUUCCCACACCAUGGUGUCAUGUUGCAAACAGGGCCAUCCUAUUCAUCGCGACAUCCAGCCAGUCACUUCCAGCCCAGGGCUUAUGGAUCAUCAGUGAAUACAUGCUUGUCAUCUCAUCCACCCACUAGCCAUCCUAAUGGCCUUGUUCAUGAAGGAUCUUUGUAUCGUUGCCGAGAAGACAAUGUGGGCCACUUCCAGGCCUUAGUGAUGGAACAGACAGGACGUGGAGGAGGCAUGGGAGGACUCUCUACUGAUCUGUAUAGAACAGCAGGAAUGCAAAUGCACCACCCACCAGUCCCAUUCCCAAAGGUGCCUGCACCAGCACGAGACGAGCUGCCACCACAAAAACCACCAGUGUUGCCUCUAGAUCAAAGCUAGUCUAAGGAGGGACGGAUUUGAUCAAGAUGAGAGCCACAUGUGACUGGAUGAGGGAUAAAGGGAACUUUCUACCAUCUUCUUUCCCAGCAAGGUUUGACUUCCAGGAUCUGGUGGAAUACUGUACCUCGGUAGCUUUCUUUUAACAUGAAACCUCCCUUGCUCUGAGCCACCUCUACAAGCUGUCGCAAUGACACAGAAGGAGCAUCUCAGUUUAAUGACUUUUUGUCUGACCAGAGACUUCAUUGAACUUUUAAAGGGACUCUGUUUGAAGGAAAUGAAACUUUCAUAAACUGCUAAAACUCAGGUAUAUUGUUCAGGGUGAAAAACAGGAGACUAUAGAAAGUACUUGUAUUAAUUUGUGCAUUUGGAAAGGAAUCCAGUUUACAGAUGUUUUUAACCUAUUGCCUUUAAAAAGUCUUUCUGUUGGUGAAUGUAUUGUAUGUUAUUAGGGUGGGACUGGUUGGCCCCAAAUGUUGUGGGCAUAGCACUGGGAAUAUCAUAAACUGUUUACAAUCAUUUCACAUUGAAAUCUUUCAGGAGAGGGUGGAUGCAGGAGAUAGUUUUCUUUUGGUUGGCACCGCUCGCAGUAAUCUAGGGCUGAAGUACGAUUUAAUGAUUGAAGUUAGGAGUUGCUCAGAAGAAUUCAGUGCUCCCCUCUCCUGCCUAUAGAUCAUAUGCACUGCCAGUUCUGUCAUUAUAGGAACAAGAAAAUCAGGAACUAGAAUUUCUAGAGAACUGGAAAUUCCAUAGAAAUUCAUCAUUUUCUAAAUAUUUACAAUUGGAAAUAAUAUGACAUUAAGUAUUAAAAUCUUAAUUCAUAAGACACAGGGACAGGAAGUUCUAGAAUAUAGGAAACCCUUCUGAGACAGCUUUAGCACAACCACUGUAUCUUUCAACUAAGGCAAAGAAGGGAUCUAUAAUGACUACUUAGUCUCAAACUAAUUUGUAACGAUCCUAUAAGAACAAUUCAGAAAUUGAGAUCCUUCCUCUUCAUUUCAGCUGUUUGAUGUUGAAAGAUGGAAAGAUGGUUUAUAUAAAAAAGAAACAACUUUUGAUUCGUAUUUUAGCUCAGAAGCGUGCAAGCUGAGGGGAUGGAGAAUGCAAGCCAGAACUUUCUCUGUUUUGCAAAUACAAUAUAUGUUAGAGACUUCAGAAGCAAAUAUUUUGCCUAAAUGGGAAAUAUGUCAAAUAGAGUAAACUGUCAGAUAGCAAUACUGAGCUUUCAAGAACAGGAAAUAUUGCUGAUGUGUUGGCAGACUUAUAUGAAAAUAUUAGAAGAGGAGACAAGGGGAUAUUACAGAUCUGUAUAACAGUACAUGAUGCACUCUUCUGUAAAAUCUGUGACAUUGCUGUCAUUUGUCAAUUCUAGCAUGCAGGAGCAUAAUAGGCAUGAAAACAAUCUAAAACAAUCAUAAGAAGAAAGGUACUCAUUUCUACUUAGUGUAUAACAUGAUGCUCUGAUUUGUCUUGAAUGAAUUUGUGGUCCAAAUUUUAAUGCAAAUUCAGAAAGAGCACAAAUAUGAUGGAUGCUUUAAAUCUGACUCCUUUUUUAUUUAGAUUAUGGUUGAAUUGAGAUUUGAACAAAGCCUUGAGAGAAAUGUUUCCUUUUUCUUUCUCUCUUCUUAGUAUUCCCUUUUUCCUUUCAGAGCAUGAAAAAUUUUGUAACUGCAAUUAUCUGUUGAGAUUCACUUGUGGUUACAGGAAUGGAUGCUUUUACCAGCAAAAACAUGUUGACAGUAGUUUGCUCUCAGUCCCACAACUGGUACAAUUUCAAGGUCAAGUUACAGACAGAUUCAAAGCUACAUUGCUAGUGGUCUAUUUUGUUACGCUCAGAUAAGUAAGACAGGUCAGCAGCCCAAUUAAUUUGAGUGUAUGCAUAUAAAUAUGUAUAAAUGUUCCUUAUUUCAAAUAGUGUUUUCUCUGUCUUGGAACGGAAAGGAGGCCGGCUAUCUUGAACAUGUUCUGCCUCAUCUGAGAGAGAAGGCAAGGCUUCAACCAAACAGCAAUGAUGAUGAUUAAUUUUUAUGCAUCUCUUCCUGUGGAUUGAGAUGGAAAACAACAAAAGCUUAAAACACAGUUAUCAGUGAAAAACACAUCAACAAGUUAAGAAUAUAUGACAUCAGUUAAAGAACAAUAUCAACAAUCAAUCCAUACUUUAACAUUCAUAAUUUUAUUUUUCUUAAGUUUGAAAAUGUAACAGAAAGCGAUUGCUAUUUCCUAGUUUUCCAGUUAGUGACUGAGUAGUCUGUGAGACCUUUUAUGACUCAGUUAUAGAUUGGUUGAUAAUGGUUUCCAAAGCUUUUGCAUAUCAUAAUGAGGAAACUGUUUCAAACAGUAGCCUUCCACAUCUAACCAUCUGUGUCUGUUUAAUGCACAGAUGGGGUGCAUCACAUUCUAAACGUGGAAGAACAAAAUCAAACCCUGCCACAUAAAGACUUUUAUUUCUCUCUCAGCUAUGGAGGUGGGGGAAUAUAUCCUUUAUCUGAAAAUAUAUUUGCUCUUAAUUGCACUUUUACAAUUUUGAACAUAAAGAGAACACAUUGCUAGGCCACACUAAUCUUGGAAAUGUUACUUAACCAGUCCCAAAGAUUUGGUUACUUUCAGUCAAUAAUACUACAAAUUCUGAGGUAAAAACAGUAGCAUUUGAAAAGGUCAGUUCCCUGCCAUUUUUCAUCCCCAAGGGAAACAUUUACUAAAGCUUGCCUUUAUUGACUACAAUUUGACAAAAUAAGGGCUGAUUCGGUCAGAACUUUUGCAGUAUUCAAGUAUUACUUUAUAGAUGAGGAGAAUGCAGAACGUAAAGGCAAGGUUUUAUAAUGUCAGAAUGCUCAGCUGCUCUGAAGAACAAGGAGGAGGAAAAGCAAACAAGAAAAUGGAACUACUAAAUUCAUGUUAGGAAUAUGGGAGUGGAAAUGAUGAGCUUUUGAUUCAGGAUCCAGAUACAUAGCAAACUCCACCCCUCUCCAAAAUAAAUGUGAGCACAGGGUAGAGGCAUGUCCUAUUAUUCAUGAUAGAUUUGGGGGUUCUUUGAAGCUAUAGCAGCUAGGCAUUUCACCCAACUGGAGGCACACUAGCCCCUCCCCCCCAAUUUUUUUGGAGUCAACAUUAGUUUCAUAGGUGCUCAUAACUUUCUGCUUAUUUUGAGUAUUUUCCAAGCCCAAGAAAUUAGUUAGAUAUUAGACCAUCCUUCUUGCAUAUUAUGAGAGGGUAAGUGGUGAGCUGCCAAGAGUGGACAAAAUUUUGAAAUUUGGUUAUGAAUCAUUGCUGGAGAAAUAGAGAGAAAAACUAAGUGACAAAGUAACAAAAAUGUUUCCUGCUGAUCAAAUAUUUGUCAAAGAUGUGCUUCAUGGCAACAUUAAUGUUUCUUGAUAUAAAUUCAGGUGUUGAUGAAGAAUGAAGAGAGAACAUUAGAUAUCAUGACUGAGGGACUAAGCAUAGAUCUCAUGUUUUGGUGUUUGGCAAGGAGUUCUAUGUGCUGUCAAAUUUUGCAAAUUUUGUACAUUUAUUUAGCAACAACAUCAUAAUUGUUUCUUAUUAGGUGGUUAGCAAAGGCUUCCAAAUUUCUGGUGUGUUCUGUACCAUUUAGUAAUAGAAGACCCAUAAAGAACUCUUAACUUUGGAUGAUCAGUUCUCCUAACACAAAUAUGAAUACCGCCCUGUUGCUUACCAACUGACCACAAGAUGUCACUGCUAUACAAAAUCCAUUAAACAGCAAGAGCUUCCAAAUAUUUUGGCCCCGACUUCUCCCUCCAAUUGAUGCACAUGCAAGUUAUAAGCAAUAGUUCGUAUAAUAAUCUGUGCACCUACAAAUGUUGGUGCUUUGUUCUUCCAUGCUAGUUGAUUGCACACUGUAUCCUAAUAGAAUUAUUUAGCAAUAAAAGCAUCCUAGUGAUUCUUUUUCCUUGUCACUAGUUGAAAGUAAAGUUAUAUCAUCAAUGUGGCAGGAAUCUAUUGCUGGUGCCUGAAGACUGUUUUUGACAUCUAAUAAUUGCAUUGCUAGAGUGGCUAGAAUUAAAUUUUCCCCCUGUCCGCAUUCUACAUUUUACAACAAAAAGUUGUGUUUUCAUGUUUUCACUAUUCUCUUUUUCUGCUGGAUAGCCUCUUACUGUACUGGUGAAUUUUAUCAAAGGGCAAUAAGAAGGAUUUUCUCAUGGUCAUUAAAAAGGAUAAGAGUUUCUAACUAGGAACAGAAAAAGGAAGACCCCUGUUGCCAGGGAAUAUAUUGGGUCUGUGACCUGAGUAUUUGCAAGAAUACUCCAAUUUCCAAUUGAAGUAGUUGAGUUUUGAUGAUGCUUUGCAUAUUUUCAUCAUUCCUGAAAUAUUAUUUUCUGGGUUAUUUGAAUUGUGGGUUGUGUUGGACUGUAUUAUUGUAAUUAUGAUUGUAAAGAAUGUAAUUUGCCUAUCUUAGGGCAUAAGGAGAGAGGAGAAUGUUCCUAUGGGUGGACACAUAUUUUAUUUGAUGUUUGCCUGUUUGGAGGCCUUGCAAGUUGGUUCCUUGUCUGUGUCAAAAAAAAGACUGUGAACCACAAUUGUAAGAGGCUUCUCAUCAUCAAGCUGUGAACAUAUAUCACUGAUAAACUCUGGGAGGAAUUUAACAAGCUCUAGACUGCACAUGGCAGUGUUUGGCUGAGCAAAUGAAGUCGUCAUCUGGGCUUCGGAAGAGAGUCUGCUUGAGCCUUUUAUGCCAGAACAAACUGAACUUGUUCAUGUGGUAGGAGACUUCCGUCAAGAGAGCCCAUCAUUUGAGAGUUGACACCUGAUAUAAGAGUGACUGACUGAAUUCUUCCCCAUAUGCUCCUCUUUUCCCCCAGCUGGGGCUCAGGUACCUCACUCAACUGCCUUUUCUGCUGCUCCUGAAAAGCCCUGAUCACUUUGCCUGCCCAUGGAGCAUCGCAUCAGGGAUCCUUUCCCUCUCCGCUUUUGCUACUGCAAAGAGCUAGGUUUGAACUCUCCUGGUCUAUAGUGGAAAGGGGAUUGCUAUUUAUUUUUUUAUUGUGUAUAUUUUGUCUUUGUCUACUGAUUCCCUGAGAGUGACAGUUACCUCAAUAGUUAGGCUAAUAUUGUGUAUUUGGGUAAUUUUUUUAAGGAUCCUUUUUUUAAAAAGCUUGAUCCUUGGAGAUCUGUAGAUUUUAUUUCCAUAAGAAGUUGUUAUUUUGUAUAAAGUAUGUUCUUAAAAUAGCA